UACCUAAAACAAAAACAAACCAAGCAUGCUUUUACAUAAUAUUCCUUCAUAUCUCCUCCUAAUGCCUUCCUGCUGUCACAAACCAAAACCCCUCCAAUAAAACCCCCCAAAAUACACACAACAAAAUCAAACACACACUUUCACCAUUUGAUCACCAAAAUGUCUAAAACCACCACCAUCAUUUCCCUCUUCCUCCUCCUCUCCACCACCAUCACUACCGCGAUCACGACCGUCUCGUCCGAUAUCACGGCCUUAAAAUCGCUAAAAUCGUAUAUUAACCCGAAAACAAUCCCUUCCUAUACUUGUCUACAUUCUUGGGACUUCACUUCUGAUCCGUGUUCACCACCUCAUGUCACACAUUUCCUUUGUGGAUUAACAUGUACUAAAAACCGAGUCACUCAACUCACCCUUGAUCCAGCUGGUUACACUGGCACACUCUCUCCCCUCGUUUCACAACUCACUCAACUCAUUACAAUUGAUCUUUCCGAUAACAAAUUUUUUGGCCCAAUUCCAAAUUCUAUCUUUUCACUUCCUAAUCUCCAAACACUAAUUCUUGGAUCAAAUUCAUUUUCAGGAACAAUUCCACCAUCAAUCCAAAACCUCAAAAAGCUACAAACUUUAGACAUUUCACACAAUUCACUAUCCGGGUCACUUCCACCCAACUCACUAACCCAACUCACUGAGUUAACUCGACUCGAUUUAAGCUACAACAAACUCACUGGACCCAUUCCAAAACUACCUAAAAACAUCAUCCAACUAGCUCUUAAAUCAAAUUCCUUAUCUGGGUAUCUCCAAAAACCAUCAUUCACCGAGUUAACUCAGUUAGAAGUUCUCGAACUAAGCGAAAACUCACUCACCGGAACGAUUCCUGCCUGGGUUUUCCUCAUUCCAUCUAUACAACAAAUAAAUCUAUCAAACAACACAUUCACAUCCAUCCAAGUGUCAAAACCCUCGGUCAACUCCAACCUCAUCGCCGUUGACCUUGGAUACAACAAAAUUUCCGGCUACCCGCCGGUCAACUUUUCGAUAUACCCAAUGUUGGCAUCUUUGACUUUAAGGUACAACAAGCUACGUGGCAGAAUCCCAUGGGAGUACACAAAAACAACAACGUUAAGUAGAUUGUUUCUUGAUGGAAACUUUUUAAUUGGAUUGCCACCAAAAGAAUUUUUUUCCGGCAAGAAUAUAAUUUCCGGCAGCCUAGGAGACAAUUGUUUAAAAAGUUGUCCGAUAUCUUCGGGACUUUGCUUGAAAUCACAGAAACCUUGGUCUAUUUGCCAACAAGCAUAUCGUGGGAAACAGAAACCAAAGUCAUGAAAAUAUGAAAUGUUAGUUUGUUAAAUUUUAAUUUUUUUUGUAACAUAUAUGAUAUAGCUAUAUAAUAUUUUUUUUAUUAAUUUUUUUAGUAAUAGGUUUUAAUGUAUUGUAUAGUAUAUUUUUACUUUAAGUGGACGUUAUUUUGUACGUAUAUCAUAUUAAUAGAAUCAUAUUUCAGAUCGUA
Molecule: messenger RNA, 1498 nt
Organism: Erigeron canadensis
Lineage: Eukaryota; Viridiplantae; Streptophyta; Magnoliopsida; Asterales; Asteraceae
Product: LRR receptor-like serine/threonine-protein kinase RGI5
Exons: 1
Coding region: 160-1314 (384 amino acids)
Molecular function (GO): protein binding
Source: RefSeq, a predicted model, not a curated record